AUGUCUAAAAAUGAAUCAACUGAAAUUUUUGUUGAAAAUAUUUAUGUCUCUACAUUCAACCAAUUCCAACAAAAAAUUACAGAAUGGGAUAAUUUAAAUUCAACAGGACAAACUGUUUUACAAGAAAUAAUUAAGACACAUGAAGAAUUUGGAGCAUUCAUCAAUGAUUGUGCUAAUAAAUUCUGCACGAAAGAAAAUGGUUUGUAA
Molecule: messenger RNA, 207 nt
Organism: Entrophospora candida
Lineage: Eukaryota; Fungi; Glomeromycota; Glomeromycetes; Entrophosporales; Entrophosporaceae
Source: the annotation of a GenBank genome assembly